Messenger RNA from Pipistrellus kuhlii (Kuhl's pipistrelle), 6149 nucleotides. It is a transcript of the gene WASHC5, whose product is annotated as WASH complex subunit 5. Lineage: Eukaryota; Metazoa; Chordata; Mammalia; Chiroptera; Vespertilionidae. The coding region runs from base 269 to 3748 and encodes 1159 amino acids. Gene Ontology annotation, biological process: endosome fission; actin filament polymerization; regulation of actin nucleation. Gene Ontology annotation, cellular component: WASH complex; endosome. The record is from RefSeq and is a predicted model, not a curated record. The transcript has 29 exons.
GGGGUCCCGCGGGUGCCCGGUCCGGGGCUGAGGGCCUGAGGGUAGGAAGCACCCCAUCGGAGAGGCGGGGUAGGGACCACCCCCUCCCCGGUGCCGAGCCCGCGCGAUCGGCCGCCCGGCUCUGCGCCCUGCGCUGCCCGGAUGACAGUUUCUUAAAUGGAGCAAACAUCUGUCAGACCCGGUUUCCACUAAUGAUUCGCAGAGCCCAUUUCUGAAGCGGGUUAACCGUCCCCACCGGCCACACACGGGGUAGCUGCUGGUCCUCAGGAUGUUGGACUUCCUAGCUGAGAACAACCUCUGCGGCCAGGCCAUCCUCAGGAUCGUUUCCUGUGGCAAUGCCAUCAUUGCUGAGCUUUUGCGGCUCUCUGAGUUUAUUCCUACCGUAUUCAGGCUAAAAGACAGAGCUGAUCAACAGAAAUAUGGAGAUAUCAUAUUUGAUUUCAGCUACUUUAAGGGUCCAGAAUUAUGGGAAAGCAAACUGGAAGCUAAGCCAGAGCUACAGGAUUUAGAUGAAGAAUUUCGUGAAAACAACAUAGAAAUUGUGACCAGAUUUUAUUUAGCAUUUCAGAGUGUGCAUAAAUACAUUGUAGACUUAAACAGAUACCUGGAAGAUCUCAAUGAAGGUGUUUACAUUCAGCAAACCAUAGAAACUGUGCUGCUCAAUGAAGAUGGGAAACAACUUUUAUGUGAAGCGCUGUAUCUGUACGGAGUCAUGCUGCUGGUCAUUGACCAAAAGAUUGAAGGGGAAGUCAGAGAGAGAAUGCUGGUUUCUUACUAUCGAUACAGUGCCGCUCGAUCUUCUGCUGAUUCAAACAUGGAUGAUAUUUGUAAGCUGCUCCGAAGUACAGGUUAUUCCAGCCAACCAGGAGCCAAAAGACCACCCAACUAUCCUGAGAGCUAUUUCCAGAGAGUGCCUAUCAAUGCAUCCUUCAUCAGUAUGGUCAUUGGUCGACUAAGAUCUGACGAUAUUUACAACCAGGUCUCAGCGUACCCGUUGCCGGAGCACCGCAGCACGGCCCUGGCAACUCAGGCCGCCAUGCUGUACGUCAUCCUCUACUUUGACCCUUCCAUUCUCCAUACCCAUCAAGCAAAAAUGCGAGAGAUAGUGGAUAAAUACUUUCCAGAUAAUUGGGUAAUUAGCAUUUACAUGGGGAUCACAGUUAAUCUAGCAGAUGCUUGGGAACCUUACAAAGCUGCAAAAACUGCUUUAAACAAUACCCUGGACCUUGCAAAUGUCAGAGAACAAGCAAGCAGAUAUGCUACUGUUAGUGAAAGAGUGCACGGUCAAGUGCAUCAGUUUCUGAAAGAAGGUUACUUAAGGGAGGAGAUGGUCCUGGACAACAUUCCAAGGCUCCUGAACUGCCUGCGAGACUGCAACGUGGCCAUCCGAUGGCUCAUGCUCCACACGGCAGACUCAGCCUGUGACCCAAACAACAAACGCCUUCGCCAGAUCAAGGACCAGAUCCUAACAGACUCGAGGUACAAUCCCAAGAUCCUCUUCCAGUUUCUGUUGGAUACUGCACAAUUUGAGUUCAUACUCAAAGAGAUGUUCAAGCAAAUGCUUUCCGAAAAGCAAGCCAAGUGGGAGCAUUACAAGAAGGAGGGCUCAGAGCGGAUGACGGAGCUUGCUGACGUCUUCUCGGGCGUGAAGCCCCUAACCAGAGUGGAAAAAAAUGAAAAUCUUCAAGCUUGGUUCAGAGAGAUCUCCAAACAAAUACAGUCUUUAAAUUAUGAUGACUCUACUGCUGCAGGCAGAAAAACUGUGCAACUGAUACAAGCUUUGGAGGAGGUUCAGGAAUUUCACCAGUUGGAAUCAAACCUGCAGGUGUGUCAGUUUCUGGCCGACACUCGCAAGUUCCUGCACCAAAUGAUCCGAACCAUCAACAUUAAGGAGGAGGUGCUGAUCACCAUGCACAUCGUGGGGGACCUUUCUUUCGCUUGGCAGUUGAUUGACAGCUUCACGUCUAUCAUGCAAGAGAGCAUAAGGGUGAACCCGUCCAUGGUUACCAAGCUCAGAGCUACAUUCCUAAAGCUCGCCUCUGCCCUGGACCUGCCCCUUCUUCGCAUUAAUCAGGCAAAUAGCCCCGACCUUCUCAGUGUAUCUCAGUAUUAUUCAGGCGAACUGGUGUCCUAUGUGAGAAAGGUUUUGCAGAUCAUUCCAGAAAGCAUGUUUACUUCGCUUCUAAAGAUCAUAAAGCUUCAGACCCAUGAUAUCAUCGAAGUGCCCACCCGCCUGGACAAGGACAAGCUGAGGGACUACGCUCAGCUGGGCCCACGAUACGAGGUUGCCAAGCUGACUCACGCGAUUUCCAUUUUUACUGAAGGCAUCUUAAUGAUGAAAACGACUUUGGUCGGCAUCAUCAAGGUGGAUCCCAAACAGUUGCUGGAAGACGGGAUAAGGAAAGAGCUCGUUAAACGUGUUGCUUUUGCUCUUCAUCGGGGAUUGAUCUUCAACCCUCGAGCCAAGACAAGUGAGUUGAUGCCCAAGCUGAAAGAGUUGGGAGCGACCAUGGACGGAUUUCACCGUUCUUUUGAAUACAUACAGGACUAUGUCAACAUUUAUGCUCUGAAGAUUUGGCAGGAAGAAGUAUCUCGUAUUAUAAAUUACAAUGUCGAGCAGGAGUGUAAUAACUUCUUAAGAACAAAGAUUCAAGACUGGCAAAGCAUGUACCAGUCCACUCAUAUUCCAAUACCAAAAUUUACCCCUGUGGAUGAGUCUGUGACGUUCAUCGGUCGGCUCUGCAGAGAAAUCUUACGGAUCACAGACCCAAAACUGACAUGUCACAUCGACCAGCUGAACACCUGGUAUGAUAUGAAAACGCACCAAGAAGUGACCAGCAGCCGCCUCUUCUCAGAAAUCCAGACCACGCUAGGCACCUUCGGGCUGAACGGGCUGGACAGGCUGCUGUGUUUUAUGAUCGUGAAGGAGCUCCAGAAUUUCCUCAGUAUGUUUCAGAAAGUCAUCAUGAGAGACAAAACUGUUCAGGAUACUUUGAAAACCCUCAUGAACGCUGUCAGCCCCGUCAAAAGCAUUGUGGCAAAUUCGAAUAAAAUUUAUUUUUCCGCCAUUGCCAAAACACAGAAGAUUUGGACAGCUUACCUGGAGGCAAUAAUGAAGGUUGGGCAGAUGCAGAUUCUGAGACAACAAAUUGCCAACGAAUUAAAUUACUCCUGUCGAUUUGACUCCAAACAUCUGGCAGCCGCCCUGGAAAAUCUCAAUAAGGCUCUCCUAGCAGACAUCGAAGCCCACUACCAGGACCCCUCCCUGCCUUACCCCAAAGAAGAUAACACCCUCUUGUAUGAAAUCACAGCCUACCUGGAGGCCGCUGGCAUUCACAACCCUCUGAACAAGAUAUACAUAACAACCAAGCGCCUACCCUAUUUCCCCGUUGUCAACUUUCUAUUUCUGAUCGCUCAAUUGCCAAAACUUCAGUACAACAAAAACCUAGGAAUGGUCUGCCGAAAACCUGCCGACCCCGUGGACUGGCCGCCGCUGGUCCUGGGGCUGCUCACCCUGCUGAAGCAGUUCCACUCGCGGUACACGGAGCAGUUCCUGGCGCUGAUCGGCCAGUUCAUCCGCUCCACAGUGGAGCAGUGUACCAGCCAGAAGGUCCCUGAAAUGCCCGCCGAUGUUGUGGGUGCCCUCCUGUUCCUGGAGGAUUAUGUUCGGUACACAAAACUACCCAGGAGGGUUGCUGAAGCACACGUGCCUAAUUUCAUUUUUGAUGAGUUCAGAACGGUCCUGUAACUUUUCUUCUUCUACUUCUUCGAUGAAAGGAUCUUCUACUUCUUCGAUGAAAGGAUUAUCCCUAAAUCUUCCCACCAUCACUAAAAUGAAUUAAGAGGAUGAAACUCAACUACCCAUAUAAACUGCAUGUUUUCCCCUUAUCGUGGGAAACAUCAGACAUUCUGAGUAAGAUGUAUCUCAUGGAAAAAAUAGACUUGUUUAAAUCAUGGUAUUAUAUGCAAUUUAUAUCAUGUAGAAGCAGAACACACUUUUGUACUGCCUCUUACAAAUGCUGAAUGUACGUAUAAAUUCAUUUAGUUUUAUGUUCUAAAGAACUAUUUGUGCAACUCCAGAUUUUCAGUAAAAUAGUAUUGCCAGUACCCAGUGCCCCUGUUUAUUCGAAAAUUAUGUCUUCAGUGUGCAAACACCUUGUCUAGAAGGUCAGAUGAAUCGACACACCCAGGACAGGCUGGCGGCUCCUGGUGAUAGUCAAACUACCAGCAAAUGCGAUGUCCACACAAUCUGUGGACUGCAGACCAAGCAAGUUUCUUAGUGUCCGUGGCUCACAGUCCCUCUUCUACUCCGACACCCUCAGGGCUGGCUUCCAGCAUCUCUUCUAAGAAAAUGAGUUUUUGAACAGAACAGAACUUUGGGAACAGUAAGCCAGAUACUGCUAAAUCAAGGCAAAGUGAUGGAUGCAAAUGAGUCCACUAGUGAAGUUGACCAGAGAAAAAGUUUUCCAACUGAAAGAACUUAAAAGUUAAAAAAGAUAAAACCUUAUUAAUAAAAGCUUGCAUGAGAUUUUAGCCCUACUAAAGUCAUUACUUAAUAGUCCAGGUUAUAUUUUACUGCUCUGAUUUCAGGGGAGCAUUUACUUUAGUGAUAUUGGAAUUAACUCACAGAAGUCUAUUAUCUUUUCAAAUAUACCAUAAACUUGGGAAAAUAUAAUUGAUUUUAAGGCAUUAUACCAGGCAUUACAAGUGCUGUUGGUUCAUUCACUGUUUCUUCAAACAGUCCUAGCCUGCCUUAUUAAUGCUCUACAGUGAACCUACAAAGAAAGCCCUUGAUUACUUUCCUGUAUGAAUGUAUAAAUGUGAUUAACUCAGAAAAGAACCUUAUUAUACUCCCUCUCUGGAUAGAUGAGGAAAAUCAGGUUGAGAUUUAAGGCAAUUUCCCCCAGCAUCAGCGUCAGAACAGGUUUUUCUGCAUUUUGCAUGCCACUGUGAUCUUCUUUCCCAUCACACUCUAGCUACGUAAAGAAGUCCACAACAAGAAACAAAAAUGACCCAAGGGUUCAUUCUUCAUUUUAUUUGUAUGUCCCACGAUAACUCAUUCCAAAUACUGAAUUCAAAAGAAAAACUUUUCUCAGUCUUAGCACUAAUUUAUGGUAACAAUCAUUUCUUUUGAACUAUCUUAUUUGACCCUUCAUUUUAAAUUGCAAAUUAAAGUAUAUAUUUACAUGUUUAUAUACAAAUAAGUUCAAAAACAAAUAAUUCCAGUCUUGGUCCCAAGAGUUUCCAAGAAGUGGUAUAGUACUAUGCUGCAUAAAUCCUCUUCUGAAAGUCACUUAGGACUUGGUGAGUUCCAAAUAUUCAUUCACAAAUGGUCCCUCUUUUAAGUUUAAAGAACCAAGUACUUCAUUUCUGAGUAAAUCAGAGGAAAUAUCACAGAACACGCUUUGUAAAGUACAGCACCACUACUGAAAAUGGCUCGGGGUUUUGUAAUCCACGGUUCUGAUUUAAAGCAAAAAUACGUGGCAUAGAUGGCGACAGCAAAGAAGUGUCCAAUUAAACUUAGAGGAUUAGGAGAGAGCCUGUAAUAGGAGAAAAACAAAACAUAAAUAUUGGUAAGACACAAAUCAAAUUUACUAGAAGAGAUUUCAAUUAUGUAUAUGAAAGCUAAACAUUCUACAUAUAGAGGCCUUUAUAAGCUUGUGCCUGCCUGCUACAUUUGAUGGCAGGGAUGAACUUUUAAAACAUUUUUACAAGAAACUACUUGGAAUAUACCUGUCAGAGAAUUCAGUAACUGCUCUUAGUCUAGUUUUCACGAGUUGUAUGUUUUGAGUUGUUUUCUUUCAGUAAUCUUGAGUCUGGCUGAUGGGAGUCUAACAUUCAGAUUAUAGAUGUGUAAGAAAAGACAACAUCUACACUGUCCAAAUUAUCACUGAGUUUCUUGAGUCCCUACACUUAAGUGGAAUUAAUUUUUAAAUACAAAGUUUUCAGUCAUCCAUGGCUCCCAUCCAUAGAUCAAUGUUGAUUAGCCCACAGGUUAAAACAAGCCUCUAUUUUAAUCAAGGUUUUUAGCCUCAUCUAUCAACAACUUCUAAUCAAUGCUGUUUCCCCAUAGUAAAGCAGAGGCAUAAAUGUUGUCUUUUCUCAUUUCUCUGGGAAUCCUGAUUUGCAUACUAAUGGAUAAUGAAAUG